AUGAGUGUGUUUGUUGAGAGUGGGCUGUCUGUGGAAGGAGGGAUUAAUGCUCCACCUCAAAAUAGGAAGAACAAUCAGAGAUCUAUCCAUAUUCACCACAUACUGGAGGUAAGCAGACACAGUGUUUGACUCAGGUUUUAGACCAUCUAUGAAUAACCAGUGUAGUUUCUGAGGUGGUCAUGUGUUGGUUUCAAACCUGCAGGAAUCAGUGAUGGCUGAAGAAACUAAGCAGACAUGCUACGAGGGAAACUCUGUUCAAAGCUUCCAGUUCUACCUCCAACACUCAGGAGAACACGACGCUAUUCUGAAGACCGCUCAUGAUGUCCUGCCGGCACAGUUUCAGAGGUACGACAGGAAAAUCUGGGAGUGCUUCAUCAUCUAUUUAUUGUUUGUCUAUAUGUCCAUAUUGUCUAGAUGUCUGUAAUCUGGAAAAGAAAAAACAAAACUGUACAUUUUUUUUGUUGUUGUUGUUCAAAGUUCUUAUUCUGAUUUUGACCAUUUUCUAUGUGCUUUGCAAAUGUUGUCUCUGAAGACAUGAAAGGAGACCUGCAGGGGUUUGUUAGAAUGUAGAGUUAAAUUAUGAAAAGAUGUGUGUUUUAAAAUACUUUCAACCACUUUAAUUAGGAAAUAUGGCCACGCAAAUGCAACGAUAAAUACAGACAUAAAGAUCCACAUAAAUGUAUUCUUGUCACAUUGAGCUAAACUAAAAUUUUAUUUGUUCAUAAUCUCUUUUCUCUCUAAUAUGUUGAUGUAGAAUUGCAGCAGGUAAAAACAGCCUGGAUGUCCUCGGUGUUGGAAGUGGUGGAGGUAAGUCAGAAGAUAAAGUGAUAAUGUUUGAUGGCUGCUAUCUACAAAAAAACGACCUGGACACGGCUUCACUAUCAUUUUAUACAGAAGUAAAACAGAGGGUGAUCAUGAGUAUAGUCUCUUUUUGCUGCUAGGAUUUUAUCGUGUUAAAUAUUUACAUUAUGUUAUCCAAUGAUGUAUUUGGCAAAUACAACCAGUGCCUCUGCUGAUCACUGCAUGGUUUGAGAGUUGAGGGUAUUUUUGUAUGUCAAGCACUUAUAGCACAGAUAAAUAAUAUGUUAUGUUAUAUAAUAUGUAAAUAAAAAUUAUGUAUUUUGAGUUUUUUUCAUGAUUAACCAUCUUGAAAAAUCUCUGCAAUGAGAAUCUACAGAUUAAUUUGGACAAAGAUACGUUUCUGGGGUGAUCGUCAAAGUUGUCUUGGAACUACUGAGUGAGAAAAGGUUCACUUUAAACUUCAUCAUCUAUAUUUGACUUUGGUCUUAAAUAAUGUGAACUAAAGGUCCUCCUUAUGAGCUGCUUGUCCUGCCCAUGGUUAAAGGCCUGGAAUGAGAACUCCUGACUAACAGGUGGGAGUUUGCUUUGACAGGUUACAGACAGACUCAUCCCAGUCUUAUACCAGACUCAGUCACUGAUCCUGCACGAAGGCUGACUGAUCAUGGUCGCCAACAACUUCUAGCUUCAGAAAUGUUUGUUACAAUCAAACAACUUCUAUUUGGUACAACGAGGUCUUAAUGAGGCGACAUUUUUCUGAGUCAGUGAGAUUUUCUUGUCCAAAAACGACCAUCUUUCUUUUUUCUGUAUAGGUGAGGUGGAUAUCCAGAUCCUCACUCUGCUCCAGUCCACCGUCCCGUCUGUCCCGAUCAGCGCUGACAUUGUGGAGGGCAGCACUGCACUUACAGACAACUUCAAAAGUACAGUCCCUCUCUUCUAUCUGUCACUUUACUUCUCAGACUUUGGUGACUUCUGAGGUUUUGAGAUUUUGUUCUACUAAUCCUUCUACUGCUCUGUUAAUGCUGGUCGCUUAUGAACACAAAUAUAAUAACAGCGUGAUAUUCAUGUAAAUACUGCUCUGAACAAAAACUAUCAAACUCUUUUGGUUUGGCACCCAGGACUACUCUGAUCCACAUCCCACACAGCUCUGAAAAAGGGUCCUGCUUUGACUCCAGCUCUAACUCUGCACUGACACUUUACCCUGAUAUUAAACCUUCCUAUGAACUCCUGAUCAAUAACUGGCCGCUCCCUGGAUAUUGUUCAGGAAUAUUUUGUGUCGUUAUCUGCCAGCUCACUGUUUCCCCCUCUUGUUUACAGCAUUAGUAGCAAAGACCGCGACCCUUAAGAAGAUCCCGUUUGUUUGGCACACCAUGGGCAGCGAGGGCUACGAGAAGCAAGUCAGGGAGAAAGGAGACAAGAAGAGAUUCGACUUCAUUCAUAUGAUUCAGGUAUUUUCACGUGCUGCUUCAUGGAUAUUCAGACCGACUUUCCAAAUACCAACAGAUGUUGGAGUGUCAUUUUGGCCUCUGUGACCUUUGACACAGCAGACUGAAUUCUGUUUUGGACAGUUGGUCAUCUUCCUCUGUGUAGAAGACUAUAUUAAUUCAGUUCCCUACAAAGUACAUCUGUUAGAACCAGCUCUAGAUCAACUCAGCAGAUCCUUUUCCAGUCUGCAGAAAAACUGGUCUUGACUUCAUCCUUGGAGUUCGACAAACUGUGUUCCCUUGUAUGAAAACAGGCUUGAACUCUCUCCUUGACAGAUGAUCUACUAUGUAGAAAAUCUUAACGACACGAUCAAGUUCUACCACAGCCUUCUGAAGAGCAACGGAAGACUCAUGAUUAUUAUUGAAGCAGGUCAGUGGAAUUCCUCAUUUUCUGAAUUUCUUCCUGUUCUUCUUCUUCUUCUUCCUGAAUUGUGUGCUCGUCUCCUUCAAGGCUAAACAACUGCGCUGUGAUGCAAGUCUGAAAUUCAUGCAAUAUUUUCUCAUGCUGUUUUGUCCCUUCCUGCCCACUGUAGUUUUGCUAUAAAUACAGACUUUCACAGCAUAAGAUACAGCUGCACUCACUGUAGAAUCAAAAACUCUCAGUAGGAGGUUUCGGUCUUUUUAGCCGCGUUUCUCCUGAAUAUUAGCGACAUAUUGAUGUGCUCUCCUCGCUCAGACACUGAUGUUGGGAGCAGGGUUCAGGUCCCUGUACAGGGAGCAUUAUUAUUGGAUAGGAGGUUUAUCUGAAAACACUUCUUUUCAGAAGAAGAAAUCCUGCUGGCCUUAUUCUCGUCACACACAUCACCUCUUAUGUGACCAAAAGCCUUUGCUAUUAGUUUGAAUCAGAUUUUCUAACCGAGAAGCAAAACAACCCAAAACACCUGCUACAGCACAGAGCUGCCGUCACAACACCUGGUCACGCCGAGGUUAAAGGAAAGUGCUGACAGGAAAAAUCAUAGUUUAAUAUCGUCCGAAUAAUUCACACAUGCAGCAAACCUGCGCAGUUUUGGGAUGUUUUCAGGCUUUUGUUGAAGUGUAAAGAACAUUCCUUCAUGAAUUCAUUUUGAAUUUAAAUUAUUUGAGAUGAACUAUUGUGAUGCAGGAGUUACAUACGAUGAAUCAUCCGUCAGAUAGGGGUUCCUGUAUCGCUCAGAAGGAACCACAUGUACGAACUUCAUGGUCCUGUUUGCAGUGGUCGUAGUUUUGGUCUUUCUCAGUCCCGACAGAACUUGGUUGAUGUCACCCCCUCUCUCUCGCUCGCCGCCGUAUUUCAAACUGAAGGAUAAAAACAGUUUUUAGGUACUUUACUUUGUUAACAUGAUGCUCAUGAUUUCUGGCGUGUUUAAGUGUCUUUUCAGUUUUUGUGUUGAAUAAUUAACAAUCAAACAAAUGAGAGGGUAUGUUAUAAAAGCCAUGUGUUAAAGACAGAUGAAGCCCUCCUCGGAACAAACUAACUUGACUGAGUCGUCAUAAAUGAACGGAGUUGAUCUGAGAUUAAUCUUGUUCUUAUCUUGUUCACUCCAGCUGGUGGGGGCUGGGAUACCCUGUGGAAGACCUACAAGAAAGAGCUCUGUGUGGACGCCAUCUCAGUGUACCGCUCAUCAGAAGACGUGAUUGCUUGUGCGAAGGAGCAGGGUCUCAAAUACGAGGAGUUUGUCGUUCCCAACACGUUUGACAUCAGUGAGUGCUUUAAUCCGAGCAGCCUGACCGGAGGACGUCUGCUCAGUUUCAUGACUGCACAAGAUCAUUUUCACCAGUCCUUCACCCCGGAGACCAGAGCCGGGAUAUUAGAUCUGCUCAGAAACAAGUGCAGCGCUCAGAAAGAUGGCAGGGUGUUAUUCGACAGCACUCUGAGCUGCAUACUCAUUCAUGCCUGAGAUUCUUAUAGAUUCCUGCUUUAUUUCCAGCUUUUGCUUUUUUGAACCAUUUGAUGAGAAGUGUAAAAUGUUUUAAAGCUUCGUACAAAUGUAGAUGACCCUCUUUUAGCUUAACAUUGAUCUCUAAUCUAUUGAAUUUCACUUUAGGGAUCAAUUAAGUUCUUCCUCUAAAAGUUGGAACAUCAAAAUGAUAAACUGUCAAUUAAAAAAGCUUUAAAUAACCUUUUUGUUGUAGAAAACUUGUGAAGCAAAAACCCUACACCUUCACUGUCUGAAAUAUAGUUCAGAUAUAAGUUCACCGACAUCUUUAUUUAAAGUUUAUUUAAUGGGACCUUUCAGCUCUGGACCUGACAACUUCCUGUUUUUAUACAUCGCUGCUGAAACUUCUGAUCUCCAAAAUCACAUCUUUACAGAAAUACAGCUGUUUUCAGAUUUCUGGACUUUACAUGCAAUUCAGUUAAAAACUGUAUUUGAACACUUUAAUCUCAUAUAUGAUGUUAAGCCUCAAAAUGACGUGGGCUGCCCUUUAAUACGUUAUCUGAUACAUGAUAGUUCUGUGACUUACAGCUCCUAUGACAUUAACCUGGUUGUUUUGUUGUAUACACCUCACAUUAACUGCUGUCAGACAUGAUCACAAACUCAUGGUCGUAGUGUAUUAGACUGUAAAGUGACUCUGGUGGUGUUGGAGCAGGUGGUCUGAGGUUUAGUCGUGUACUUGAAGAAAAGCUGUCACUCCUGCACUGAAUCAUGGGAGAAAUUAGAGGGCUGUUCUGGAAACUUCAUGAAAGUUCUUGUGGGAAAUUCAGAUUUGUAAAAAAGCGAUGAUCACAGACCAACGGUGCCUUCUUAGAGUAUUUACUGUGGUAAAUGUAAAAAAGGCAAAUGAUCACUACAGUUAUUAUCUACCUUGUUUUCUACAGCAGCUUUGGUUUGCUUCAUUCGAUCAUAAAGAGGCGUGACUGUAAGUUUCAACCUGCUUCAUGACAGUCAAAAACAUCAGAGCUGACUGCAGAGCUGACAUGUCAGGAUAGAUGUUAUUUACAUCCUGCCAACACUGUUGAACAGAGUUCCUCAAUCAUGCAUGUUCAAAAUGCAGUUUCUCUUGCCUACAUCAUGGUGGCAGCAGCGCUCUGUUCCUGGUCUGAUCAUGUUACCCCUGCUGGGACCGGUCUUGUUACGUCACCGAGGAAGAGGAGGGCUGAUUGUGAAGGUUUCAGGAGAUGUAAACUGCUGUGAUUUUCUAAUAAAGAGUAAAACUGAUUUUUCUCAGAGGAAAAUCCAGACGUUUAAUCUUUUAUUUUUACAUUCAUUUCAUUCAAUGAGAACAUCAUCUAAACGGGUCUGGUACCUGCUGUGGUCCAUACCAGUAAAUCCUGAUCGCAUUUGUCUCUGAUGUGAGAAGGUGGUUCAAACAUUUGGAGAAGAAAUUCAGGUUUCUCAAGACAAAUGAACAAAAUCUGAGAGAAAGAAAUAAGCCAAGCUAUUUUUAUUUAUGCACAUUUGUUAAGAUAAGACCACAAACAAACAGACAAUAAAAAACCUGCAGCUGGCUCUACGGACGGGUGACACUGAAUGUUUGACUUCAAUACUGAUACUUGUUUCUGUGGUUUUACCAAUAUUGAUCAGAAUACUCAUUAAGAAGUGCAAUAAUAAUAAUAAUAAUAAUAACAAUCACAUAGUCUGUGCAAAACCUCGAAAAAGAGGGCUAAGAUGAUGCAGGAACGCUAAAUUCAUCAUUACAUACAUCCCUUUAAAAAAGUCUUAUGAUGAUUCAAAGCUGAAAAAUGCUUUCUGUGACUCUUCUGCUGUUUGCAUCUUUAAAAUCAUUUUGUGUUCAAACAAGUUACUCGAGUUUGAACUGAGAGAAACUGUCUUUGAAAAUAUUUAAAGACAGCAGCAGACGGCACGAUGAAUGUUCACAGCGGAUGUUGAAGACAAGAGAGCAGUAUGUUGGAGAGGGGUAAGUGCUGUUGUGUGUGUGUGUGUGUGUAUGUGCACAUUCUUCAUGUCUUGAUUGGUCCUCACGGUCAUGUGACGUGGGCGAGUGAAAAAAAGAGCUGCCCUAAAACAGGUGGAGGCGAAGCUGCAAUAGACACUUUACAAAAGCAUCAUUUGAUCGAGUCCAUUUCUUUAAAAGCAAAUAAGACAAUUACAGUCUGUAAAUUUCAGAGUAUCACACCUCAUUAUUAAUAUCCCUAUAUUAAAACAGACCUGAUUCAAGGUACGUUGUGUUUUUGUAGCAUUUUUUCCAAGUAGUGGAGUGUAUUUUGUAGAAGUGUGUUUGAAUUAUUUUAUAAUGGUUUAAUUUCCGAUGACUAAGAAGAAUUUUCACUAAAUGUAGUUAAAUAUUCUACAGACUGAACCUUUAAUUAAAAAAAUACAUAUGUACAUAUAUAAGCUAAACUCUCCUUACUGUGGAUAAUCAAUAACAUUUGAUGACGUGUGUCACGUCUUUGAUUGAAUUUCUCUGUUUUAAACUGAUUCCAGGUGACGGUUCUCUCUUUAAGUUUCACAGGAUGUUUCCUGAUACUCGGUCUUUAGGUCAGCUGGUUUAUGACGAUCACCUCAAGAUUGUUGUUAAAGAUUACUUUACCAUCAGACUCAACGCUACAGUCUGGAUCCCGAAGUAAAUUCAGGACACCAGCCUUCAGCUCAGCUGAGGCCAUCUUGCUGAAGUCCUGCACCUCAGUGAGAAAAUCCAGAAGCAGCUCACCUUUCUCAUCCCCCUCAGAGAAACACUCAGUAAUAUCCAUUUGAGACGGCAGCACAUAGUUUUGGUAUCUCACUCCUCGAGAUUCCAGGAAGCUUUUGAUGUCUCCGGUGGUCACACACUGGCUUAUUUCUGUGUGGCAGAGAUCGUUCCUGUAAGUUCGCCAAAGCUUUCCCCAGCCGCUGUCGCCUGGAACGAAGACAUGAAGAGAAGAAAGUCGAGAGUUUUAAAAGACGUCAAAUGCAAAUGUGUCGUAACGGUGAGAAGUGGCAUCAGAACUUUUUGACAAACUGUAGCUGGACAUAUGAGGCCAACAGGCUGAAAAGAAUCAGAAUCAGCUGUACUGGCCAAGUGUGAGUACACAUACAAGCACUUUGACUCACACAGGGUUAAAGGUCAUAAUAACGCCCGGUUUACUUCUGGACUGUCCGGUUUACUGUACAACCACGAUUCCAACAACCUUAACAAUCCCAGGCUCUUCUAGAAGAAUAUCCACCUUAUUCCCAGGCCCCAUGAUGCCUUGCAUGAAUUGUGGGCGUGUGCCUUCAGUAACUGGAUGCGGAGCCGACAUUUUCCACAGUAUCUGUACGCUAAUCGUGAUUAUUAAAGCCAUCAAAGAUGAAAACAACGUGGGAACAUCAUCUGUCAUCUCAAACAGGACGAUGUUAUCACUCCCUCGUUGUUUUGGGUGCUCCAAAGAUUUAACUCCGUCUUUAGUACAACUGUGCAUGGCUCAACAUGCAGCAGAACUCCAUAAUGACAUUGCCAAAUAUACAACACAUAAAAAAAACCCAACAUAGGUUAAAAACAGUCUGAAGUAUUUUAUAUUCCAAGCAACUGCUAUUAUUGUAAAGAGGAUAAAAAGAGACAGAAUGAAAUAUUAAAAUACAUCUUCAAAUAAAUACUUAAAUAUGUCAUUAAUUAAUUAAAAUGGCUAUUGAAUACAUAAAUGUGUCAUUGAUUUAUUUAAAUACCAGUUCAUUCAGUGUAAAAACAUAUAUAAUUAUUUCACUAUUGAAUUAAUCAUUUUAUGGACCUGUGUUUCAGAGAUUCAUGAAUUUAGUUUGUCUUUCAAACUCGAAACACAGUUACCUCUAUUCUAUUUCAGAAUGAAGUCCAGCUUUUCUUUUGCUGCAAAGUUAUAUUUAUUCCCCUAAUUGGCUAUGGUAAUGUUUUAUAUUUAUAUAUAUAUGCAUGCAUUAAAUCCAAGCCCUCACAGUUUACCAUGGAUCUCCGAGGUUCAUUACAAAUCUGAAGUCUCUCCCUCACCGCUCUUCUCGGCAUAAUGAAGUUGGCCGGCCUGCAUUGUCUACUUGCACGUCCUCAUUUACAAGGCGGUUCUUAACUUGCUGCCCUCUUAUUUAUUAAUGUAAUUAAUAUGAAACAUGUUGAAAGCUGCAGUCUGUGCUCGGUGAGUCAGACUCAGGAUUUAUUUUUGCUGUCUGUCUCCGGAGUCGUCUUGGAAUAGGGACACCUUGAAUCACGUCUUAGUAACCAGGGAGGGGACAGGCACGGCCCUUUUAUACUGCUGUGACUCCACAUCCAUCAAUACUGGAGAAAAUAACAGUAACUGUAGUUUUAUUGUGAUCACAAAUUACUACUACUAAUGAUAAUAUCACCCACCCCUGAAUUACAACUGUACAACUUUGGGAUCUUCUUCUUGUUCUUCUUGCUAUGAUACUAAUGUUAUUAUCAUGACUAACACCUACUGCUAAUCAUCAUAAAGUAGUACAUGAAUUGAAAAAAUCAUCAUUCAGAGAGCAGGAUAAGAUGAGAAUAUCCAUCUACUUACCAGACACUAAUAUGAUUAAAAGCUUCCCAUUCUUGUCAAGGAGACUCUGGAAGAAGCUGAUGGUAGCUCCAGGAUCCUUUACGUAGUAGAGCAUCUGUUUCAACAAAUAAAGAUAGUCAGUAACUGCAUAUAUACAUAUACAAAACUCAUUUGUUCCCGCCUCUUGGCUUAGCAGUCAAACAAGGGAUCAAAAGACGCCAUGACAGAAAGGAGAAAGAAAGGCUUUUCAAAAUCUAACAGUUGACUUGUUGGAUCUACAUGAAUGUUUAUUUUAUAUUUAUUUAAAGUUAAAAAGCUGAAUUUUGUCCAAACAUAAUUCUCUCUCCAGUCCCAGCUCACUCUCAGCAGAUGACUGUCUGACAUGAGUCUGGUUCUGCUCGAGGUUUCUGCCUGUUAAAGUUUGUUUCCCUUCACCGUUGUAAUUUUCUAAAUGCUGCAAAGGGCUCUGCUCAUGGGCAACUGAGGUAGCACAGGAAUGACUCUUGUCUUACUAGAUAAGACUCAAGCUUAUCUUGAUGGAUCUGUCAAUAAAAGAUAAGAGUACGGUCUGGACAGGGGAUAACAUUUGAUGUGGUUCGGCUCGAUAUCAAAACAGAAUAAUUUGUGCAAAUAACCUCAAGGUAAACACAGUUCAUUUAAAUGAACUCUAUAAACACAGAGGUUUAAUGAUAGUUAAUCAUUCUAUAGAGUUAAAGUUUCCAGUCAUGUGACCACCUGUUCAAAGUCUGACAGUCAGUCUCCUCCGAGUCCAAGUCCAGUGAAAGACUUUAUCACAGCCAUUUAAAGACACAGACUACUUCAGAUCAAAUCUUUUGGCUCUUUUUUGGUACCUGCUUAUGAUACUAAGAGGAUCACAUCUACAAGAGCUGGUUCCUGCUAUGCUGCUGCUAGUGUUGUAGUCGUGUCACCGAACCCCAGGUCACAGUAGAAUCAGGAGUCUUCAGCAUUCAAGUUUAAACUGAGUCUAAAUCACCAGACUAAGUUGACUCCUCAGUAUCUAUAUUAUUAUUUAUUGCAAACCAGGCUAUUGUGCGAAACCUAAAUGACAGAUAAAGCUGAGUUAUUGCACUUAUCCGGGGUGAACUUCGUCUGGACUCAGCUGCACAAAAGCAGAGACACGUCCGUUACCAUGGAGACUUCUACUAUGCAGCAAGCCUGCUCCAGACCAGGCCAAGAGCCAGGCUUGUUUCAUCGUGGUGCCGGCCGUCUCUGUGCUCAAAGAUGAACAUGUUUUACAGUUACCACACGCUCACUUCUAUCAGCCUCCAUUAAACCAUCACUAAGUCAAACAGUCCUGUUAUUUUGAUCGGGUUUAGAGGCUCUAAAGGUCAAUGUUCUUAUCCUGCUGUUAUUCUCCUUGACGCUUGAAUCUCCAUUUUUGCUAUCUCAGUUUGUUUUUAAGGUGAUCUUUGUACAGAUGUCAGACAAUUCAGUGAAUUUGGUAAAAGAAAAUUUCAUCGUCUUUGACAUCUUUUAUUCUCACUGUAUUUCCUGCAUGAACAACAACGUUCUCCUUUAACAAGGAAGGCAUGCACCUUCUCUGUGUCUGUGUUAAUUAUUCUGCAAUCAAGUUUGAAGUCUAUUAAAGAAAGCUGUGAGACCGCACUUGCCGGAGUUACUUCCACCUGGCUUGGCAGAGCUGCACCUCCUCACUCUGGUUUGGCGAAUGUGCCAAAUGCCCCAGACUGAGGAUGAACUGAUCAAACCGGGUCAAGCUUCAUUUUUUCAAAAUAAAGUUCUUAAUUCUGUUUUUGUGCAACAGCCCUCAGGAGCUCUUAGACUCAAAACUAUUGACUGUAUGAACAUGGACUGACUGUAUAAACCCAGACUGUCUGUGACAUUUUGGAUGUGCAGAAAACACCAGUGUUUCAUAAAUGUUAGAUUCUGACAGAUCCUGUCCACAUGUCUGUAGAAAUUUAAACGAUCACUGAGGCUACAGCAUUGUGUGUCAAACAUUAAUGUACUUCCUGCCCUCCUUAAUAAGGAAACAUGCUCAUUAAUUCUGAUGCAGUGGGAUAACUGCAGGCAACAAACUCAAAAGUACCUGCGGCCCAACUAUCAGUGGUAGUUUUGUUUCUGAGGGAGGCUAAUGUUGCUGUUAGUUUGAUAACAGUAACGUAAUCAUCUCAUUGGUCUUUGUCAGAGUUUGAGCUUAGACCCUCUUCAUUAGUUAACAUGUCUGAGUCCUUCUCUCCAUCUUCAGAGCCGUAAUGGAGCCAAUGCUCAAGACCUGCUAAAGUCCAAGUCACGAGUCCUGAUAAUCAGGACUCAAGUCAGGCCCAAGUGUGAGUCACGGACUCAACUUCUACAAGACUGGCCAGUUGCCUCUGGUAUGACGAAGACCUUUCCAACCAUCAUCCUCUGUGUGUUCAGAAGUCCUCCAUCUGCAGCACAAACCUGGAUCAUGUGUAUGAAGUCGGCCUUCUUCGUCAUCUUCUUCUCCUUCCAGUUCUCUUCAAACUCAGAGGAAGUCAUGCAGUUCCAGGUGAAGUUGAUGUAGUCCAGACCAGGAGUCUGUCCCACCAAAACUGCACCAGAAAAACCAAACAGAGGAAAGAGAAGGAGCUGAAACAUCACCGUAAUUACAAAACAACACUGACUCAGUCAAAUUCAGUCACUGGAACUGUUUGUUAAUGUUGUGAAUAUAUCUCUUAAUAAUGACACAAAGUUCGAACAAAAACACUCGUUUACUUUGGAACUAAAAGCUCCAGCAGGAGGUUUUUUUUUUCUCGCUGUUUUAAUAGGAGCAGUCGUAAUAAUUUUUUACUUAGUACUUGAUCUCAUAAUUAUUAAUUUAGCCACACCUAAAAAACAACAAAUAAAGUUUGGAAUUGUAGCUGUUGAAUGCUCUGAUCUGUUCUAUUUCAUUAAAGUCAGGUAUCUGAGAUUUCAAUGGCAUGUUAGUAUAUUUUAUUUUUUUAAUGAGAACAUUUUUAGGCUGAUAAAAUAGCAUGAAAAACAGAGACAUCGUUUCAUAAACGUAAAGCUAACUUUGUCUUUUAAACACGACUGCAGCCCGUGAAUCUGCACCUUUGUAGUUGUGAAGCUGCUGCUUGCUCGGCUCCACCACCUCAUUAUCCACCGUCGCUCCUGGGUACUUCAGGUGGAGCUUGGACAGCAUCUCCAGGUCAAUCUCACCUGUGGCACCACACAUCUGUUUUACUGAAAACUGAAAAUCUCUCUUUGAGGACAUGAAUGAUAAAUCUAAUGAAACUAUGAUCCAAAAAAACACGUCUGUCUUACAUCCAAGGAGUUAACACUGUGAAUCUCUUAUGGUACCGUUGACACCAAAGUGAUUAUGUAUGCAGAGUUACAUUAAGGUAAUAAAGCUGAACACAGCGACAUAUCUUCUCCUGUAACACCACCACUAUCAUCAUGAAACCAACAGCUCAUGUUCAUUUUAAAAGAGGUUAUAACACUCAAUGACAAGUCGCAGAUUUACUUAGAGACUAAUUAACCUCUCAUAUCAUGUUCUCUGCAGACAAAGUGCAGGUGUUUACUUCGUCAGGGACUCCAGUUAAAGAUUAAUCUGAAAACUCAAUAGAUGCAGAAAAAUUCUUCAUAGCAAUCACAGGGAUGAGGGUUUGUACUGCUGCACAGACUCCUUAUAUACAUUACAAGGAGUUAGUUAACAGAAAAGUGAGGUUUUAUAAGAGCGCCAUGGUGCGUGUUCUUACCAGCUCCACUUCCAACUCCAAUGACAUUCAGAUGAGACUUCCCAUCUCCUAUGCUGAGCGGAGAGCAGAGAAAACCCUUUAAGUCUUCAAAACAAUAAAGUGAAGGAAUCACAUCAUCCAACCUGCUGAAUUUGGGUCACAUUUUGGAGAAUAUGAUUCUGUCGAUUCUGCCGCUUGGGUGGGUGAGACUGUCUGAUCUAACGUUCCUCAUAGCUUUGAGUGUAGCUGUGGUAUUUUCUGUGGCUCAUGUUCUGAAUUCUAAUCACCUGUUUUCUUUAUUUGACUUGAGAGUCUGGUUUCUUAAGUUCCCUCUGUGAUGUUCUCUCCACACAGUCAGUGGAACCUCCAGGAAAACUGGAGAAAGUGGGGUUUCGUUUUCAGUAGCAUGACAAAGAAGUUUAAGCUUCCUUAACAAUUAAUAUGCCCUUUUUUUUUACACAUGGGUACUCCUUUUUAGAUCCUGAGUAAAUGUGUGUACAUGUAGUCAGUUGCUCAGUUUUGUGGAUACACUUUAUCACAGUAACAUGUAUGAUAUUAACCCUUAAUAAUGCUGACAGUUUGUUUUGGAGUUCAGUCCUAACCGUAACUCCAGCUGUGGACACAAACUGCCUUUUUAUAAACUGACAUGUUUCUAUAACAGAGUUUAUUAAAGGGGACCUGCCAUAAAAAUGUAAUUUUGGGGGGUUUUUGUGUCAGAUAAGGUCCAUAUUAUGUUCGUCUUAUGUUGUAAAUGUGAAAACAAACCGUUACGUCGUUUGCAUUCUGUAAAGGUUUAAAAUCAAGGAACGAGUAAACCAGGCCAAUAGAAAAAGCCCGUCGGUGUUACGUUGCGCCGACCUUGCUCAUUAUUAUUCAUGAGCGCGUCCCCGGUGAGCCGCGCCCACUCUCUCGUUCUCGUACUCAGUCACAGCCAGAGCGAGACCCAGCUACCGCUGUAUCCGCUAUGGGUCUCUUCCAAACGACCGGUGUUUCCUUCGGUUCACUGCCGGGAAAAUGAACUUAAAGCCGGGCAGAAUGAAUGAGAAAACACCGCUGGAGAUCUCCGGCUUCUUCCUCAACUUCCACCUCCUCUUCGGACUCAGGGUCUAAAAUAUAUGGUUUAAUACCUGCCGUUUUUAGCCUUUAGCAUAAGGUGACCAGACGUCCCCGAUUUCCGGGGACAGUCCCCGUAUUGGAUGAUCUGUCCCCGGCAAAAGCUGUCCCCGAAAAUGUCCCAUUUAAGCGUUUCAUGAAUGAGAGCGAAAAUGUUGCGUGUGGGCUCGAACAACGGUUAUUACAGUAGCCGAAUUUAGUUAGCAGUCCUGAACAACAGUUCUUACGGGGUUAUUACAAGGGGCAUGCGCUGCUACUAAAUAGUACCGAGAUUUUGUCUGUGAUCUCACAGCCCCUGCAGCCCCUGCACCGCCGCCGCCGCAUCGAAUAUCCCCGGAUAUCAUUACAGACAUCUGGGCACCUUACUUUAGCACACAUUAGCAUAUGCUAUUAGCAUUAGCAUAAUAACAGUGGAUAAACCGAAAUCCGAACCUCCACUGCUGAGCCAAUCAGAGCACAGCAGGCUUCACAGCAGCGAUCCAAUCAGAGCAAAGCUCAUUACCAUAAAUGUUAAUGAGCCAAAACCAGUUGGUUUUCCUGUAAGGUUUUUUAGGCAUACUAAAACAAACCAUCAAAUAACUUCUCAGCUAAAAUUAUGUUGCAAACAUGAUCAGAGGACAUCAAGGAUUAUGAAAAAUUGAUAAAAAUGGGGAUGAAAUUUUGGCGGCAGGUCCCCUUUAAGGAUAUUUUCUGUAAAUCUGUGUCUAUUCUGAAGUAACACAUUGAAAAUAACACAAUCCUCAAAUGCAAAUGUUAUUUAGAGUGACUUAUACAACAGUUUUAGAUAUUUUACUUUUCUAUUUUAUUAUCAGUCGUGUUAAAUAACCUGAUAACCUGCUCAGACUCUUGAAUAUCUAUAGUCAUGACUUCUCUGUACAUGAGUCCACCUGUCCUCUGAUGUUUUCGUUCCUGUGUGGUCAUGUCGACUCUUUGUAGACGUGGAUUUUGCAGAUUACCUGGCCAGUAUAUCUGGCAGCACAUUGUUGAUGAAGUCCCGCAUACACUGAUGCUCAGAGGAGCGCUCUAGGAAGAGCUGAAAGGAUCUCUGGUACCUGCUGUCAUCAUGAACCAGACUCCGGAGUGAAGAAGAUGCCAUCGCAAAAAUCUGGAAAGACAAACCAAACAAACCUUCAACAUUUGCACAAACAGCAGCUGUCAGCCAGUCAGUGUUUGGUGUGUCCAUGUGUCGGGAUUUCAAUUUAGGAAACAUGUAACUGCAGAUGAAGCUGCUGCCUUUGCAUGGAGACACUUGGACCUGAGAAAGUAAGUAAACUUUAUUUGUAUCGCACUUUUCACAGACAAAAGAGUCACAAAGUGUUUCACAUGGACAAAAAUAAAAAUGUACAUACAGAUUAAAAGGCCAAGACAACAACAUUUAAACAGUCAUAGUGGCCCUGAAAACAAUUCAACAAAAGCCUGAGUAAAUAAAUAAGUUUGAGUUGGUUUGAGUUAAAAGAGUCAACAGAAUCAAUGAAGUGCAGAGAUAGAUGAAGAUCAUUCCAGAGCCUGGGUCAAAGACAAACAGUUUAUUAAAUGAAUUUAUCAUCGUAUUGUUGGCCAACAAAUCAAGACGCGUAAGUAUUUAUUUCUAAAAGACCAGAACCAUUAAAACCGGGUCUACAGCUGCAGGGUCGCCUCCAUUUUUCGGAUAUUACAAACCCAGACCUGCUGCUGUAAAGUGCACACUUCACAGACCAGCUGUGAAUGUGAGCAGGUCUGCGGGUCCUGGUCUUCACAGUCCGAACCUGUUUUAUUUUAGUGAAAACAGACAAACUGAAGACUGAAGACGUAAACCGAGCCUGACGUCUUCGGUGUUUCACGAAGUUCCUCCCCCGACAGAUGUCUGCUUCCUGCCUGUUAUACAGAUUACAGAGAGACGUGUUUGUGCGGAAAUCUUCAGAAUUCACUUACAUGUUUUCAGCGUUUCGGUAGAGAGAAGCAGGUUUCCUCAAGAGCUUCUCACAGAACAGCUUCCCUGUUAGGCAGGGCUGAGUGUGGAGAGACAAACCCCCAGGAGACACUGAUCCAAUGAAAGGACAGCACGUGGUUUACCGGGGAGAAACUCAAAGACACAGUGUCUCAAUAGUUCCUCUGUCUUUGGUUAAAGUGGUGUCUGAGACAAGGCUGAGACACAGUGAAUGGGAUUAGUGGUCCUCUCUUGUUAAUACAUUAGUAUUGAAACACUGCUGUUUGUUUGGUUCAUGAAAUUUCUGCCUGAUUCUUGUUUUUGUUUUUUUCUUUUUCUGUCUGAAUCUGCAGAAAUAAAAAUAUAGUUUCUGGUUAAAUAGAGGUGACACGAUAAAAAGGGUAUUCUAUCAUCCAUCAUUUUUCAUCAAUAAAAUUGUCGACAUUUAAUAUCAAAAAAUUUAUGACUUCAGUAGUUUUGAGUUUUACCCACCAGCUCACCGUCCAUUAUCUUUGACAUAUUCCUUUUCCACCAAGUCUGCCCUCCUAAACCUCACUCUGUAUCCCCAAAGACAAGUCCUCAGGUGUAAGCCCAUACAACCAUAAGAGCACCAAUAGAGAAUCAUUGAGGGGGGGUUUACCUCCCCAGCUCUCUUAUCUUUCCUGAACUCUUAUUUACUGCUCUCUCCGCUGCAUUAUUAGUCCUGCUGGAGAUAAAAGCGUGCAGCAUCUACUUUACUGUAAAUUGGUUGUACUCUAUCAUUGAUUUAAAAAUGAACAUCAAUGUGAUGAACUGUCAAUUAAAAAAGCUUUAAAUAACCUUUUUGUUGAAGAAAUCUUGUGAAGCAAAAAAAAGGUUUAGUUGUGUACUUGAAGAAAAGCUGCCACUCCUAAAACUUCAUGAAAGUUCUUGUGGGAAAUUCAGAUUUGUAAAAAAGUGAUGCUCACAGACCAACGGUGCCUUCUUAGAGUAUAUACUGUGGUAAAUGUAAAAAAGGCAGAUGAUCACUACAGUUAUUAUCUACCUUGUUUUCUACAGCAGCGUUGGUUUGCUUCAUUCGAUCAUAAAGAGGCGUGACUGUAAGUUUUAACCUGCUUCAUGACAGUCAAAAACAUCACAGCUGACUGCAGAGCUGACAUGUCAGGAUGGAUGUUCUUUACAUCCUGCCAACACUGUUGAACAGAGUUCCUCAAUCAUGCAUGUUCAAAAUGCAGUUUCUCCUGCCUACAUCAUGGUGGCAGCAGCGCUCUGUUCCUGGUCUGAUCAUGUUACCCCUGCUGGGACCGGUCUUGUUACGUCACCGAGGAAGAGGAGGGCUGACUGUGAAGGUUUCAGGAGAUGUAAACUGCUGUGAUUUUCUAAUAAAGAGUAAAACUGAUUUUUCUCAGAGGAAAA
Xyrichtys novacula (pearly razorfish) is the source of this 16731-nucleotide messenger RNA. NCBI's taxonomy places the organism in Eukaryota, Metazoa, Chordata, Actinopteri, Labriformes, Labridae. The record is from the annotation of a GenBank genome assembly.